Molecule: messenger RNA, 2845 nt
Organism: Prionailurus viverrinus (fishing cat)
Lineage: Eukaryota; Metazoa; Chordata; Mammalia; Carnivora; Felidae
Product: histone H3.1
Exons: 1
Coding region: 134-544 (136 amino acids)
Cellular component (GO): nucleosome
Molecular function (GO): protein heterodimerization activity; DNA binding; structural constituent of chromatin
Source: RefSeq, a predicted model, not a curated record
AAGUUUCGAGUCUUUAACCAAUCCGGUUACCGGUUGUGUAGGCUGGUCCCCUUUUGUCCAAUCAGCUUCUGACUCUCACUAUAAAUAAAACGGAACCGGCUUUCUUUUCUUAUUGGCAUCCAACGUCCAAGCAAUGGCUCGCACGAAGCAGACGGCGCGCAAGUCGACGGGCGGUAAGGCCCCGCGCAAGCAGCUGGCCACCAAGGCGGCCCGCAAGAGCGCGCCGGCCACCGGCGGCGUCAAGAAGCCGCACCGCUACCGGCCCGGCACGGUGGCCCUGCGCGAGAUCCGCCGCUACCAGAAGUCCACCGAGCUGCUGAUCCGCAAGCUGCCGUUCCAGCGGCUGGUGCGCGAGAUCGCGCAGGACUUCAAGACCGACCUGCGCUUCCAGAGCUCGGCCGUGAUGGCGCUGCAGGAGGCGUGCGAGGCCUACCUGGUGGGGCUCUUCGAGGACACCAACCUGUGCGCCAUCCACGCCAAGCGCGUCACCAUCAUGCCCAAGGACAUCCAGCUGGCGCGCCGCAUCCGCGGGGAGCGGGCCUGAGCCACAAGGUCUGUCACUCCUUCCCAAAGGCUCUUUUCAGAGCCACCACAUGUACGCUGAAAAGGACUGUUUCCCUGUAACGGUUAUUGAUGGGUUGGUUUCACCGGCGGGAUAACGACCAUUUACGGGCGCUUUACAGUGUUUUAGAAAGUUAGUAAAGACCCUCACAAGUGCACUUAGCUAUUGGCCUGCUUGCGCUCCGAUUCAUACUUUUAGUCCUGUUUAACCACACUGGUCUGGGGUUCAUUAAACCCUUUUUCUCGGUAGACAACUUGAUGUAAAUACAAGGAAGCUACCCGCACACGUUCUCCCUUUCUUGUUCUCCCUGUCCCUUCUCAACUUUGAGGCAGGUGGGGAGAAAUUUUCUAAGUUACUUUGUACUCCUGAAGUUGGGUUCCAAGGCCACAACUGCUAACUUAAAAUCACCCAUCUUGAUUGUGUUAAUUGCCUUCAGGUGAGUGGGUUCAUGGUUAACUAGUGCCUGUGAUUUCCACAUCCAGAGUUUUAAGAUAAUGCCAGUAUUUUACCAAUUAAAAAUGCCCUACUAGCCUCUACCAGCAAAACAAUGUAUUAUAAACAUCCUCUCCGUAAUCUGCCUUCCUCUGGAAGGGAAGCUAUAUUUGGAGGAAAGCAGUGCCCUCCCACCCUCCCAAUUUACCCUCCCACACACACGCGCACGCGCGCGCACGCACACACACACACACACACACACACACACACACACGAGGCUGUGCUGAUCCAAAACAGAUUGGUAUUGAGUGUAAGUGAAGCUUUCCUUACCCCUGGGCUGGGAAACAGCUAUUAAGAAGGGCCCUGUCCACCCUGAUCAAUACUCUUGCUGGUUGGGCAGAGUAUGCAAAAAGUACAAUUCUCCAAGUUAGUCUUUCCGUUCUGAUUGUAUGAGGACUUAUUCAGGGGCAGUGAGUAGUUCUAGUUGUGUGGACCUGGUCAUUUUUAGAUCUGUGGGUCUAAAAUGGAUACUCCAAGUCUCUGAAACCACUCCAUGUGCUAAAAUGAUUAUCUCAUGACCUACCUCAGCUCUUGCUGGGCCUUCAAGGUGUGCUUUCAUCACCCCAUAAGAGGAAUUGAGUUUUGCUAUAGGAAUGGCACGCAAAAAUGCAUGCUCAGUGACCCCAGAUCAUUUUGGCUCAUGCUAACGUGUCGAAUGUGAUGCCAUCUUCUAAGGCUCACUGAAGGAGGAGGGACGGUCUGAUCAGUCUGGGGUAUGCAUUUUCACUUUGCUAGAGAUCUGCAAGAAUUUCAGAAUGUACGUGAAUAUGUACGUCUUAACUCAGGAGGUAAGUCUGGGAUGGACAUAAAGGUUUGGGAGUCAUUAGUACAUAAAAAGUAAGGUUUGGGAGUCAUCAGUAUAUAAAAGUCUUUAACACCAAGCAAGUGGCCUACAGAUCCCUUCUGGCUUCUUCCUGUCUCUUGCAAUCUGCUCUGUGGCCAGUAUCGAACUUCGUGUCAUUGCCUGAAAUAUCACAAGCCAUGACUCUGGUGCUGCUCAUUCUCUGCUGAGAUCCCCACCCUUUCCUCUAAUUCCCAGUUUCCUCCAACCUUCAGAUGAGAUGCUCCCUCUCCUUCCUUAUCCUUCCGUCUUAGUCCUCCCAAAGUCCUGUGCUUAUUUCUCUUGCUAUCUUGUGUUUUGAUUAUUUACUUUUGGGUUUUAUCCCAUCAGAAUGAGUUUCUUUUGGACAGGCAGGGUCUUAUUGUUGUGUCCUUAAUGUAUAGUACCUGAAUAUGAAACGGAAACUCACGGAAAGUAUAAGUACAUUACAAUUUAAUAAAUGAGGCCACAGAAAAAAAUAGUCUUUGUGCAUCCAUUUCUUGAGAUUGCAAAAAAAAACAAAAAGUGGCAUAAAUAUUCCAGUCUUUUCCAAGGACUAGCAUACAAGGAUCUUGCUUUGCCUGUGUAGAAAUAUGGACAACGGACCAGGAUCUUUGAACUCUAUUCUCAAACGGGCCUUUGGCUUUUCAGAAGCAUUUCUAUUCUUUCAAACUGGGUCUCCAUCAUGAAAACUUGGACUCCAGUUCUUAGCAUUCAGUGCCAUCCUUGUUACGACCAAGAUUGUACCGCUAUGUUGGACAUCUACACGUUUGGCCAUGUGGUAAUAUAUGUAUAUACUCAUAUACAUGAAUAUACACAUGAAUAAUUAUAAUACUAUAAACUGUAUUUGAAUACUUUUAGUAAACAGAUCAUGAAAACCAAAUUACUCUUUAAAGGCAAUUUUUUAAUUCAAAAUUACCAUCUUCCUGACACCCUAGUGGUUUUGUGUACCAUAUAUGGAAACCACUCCU